AAAAACUGCACUUGGCAACUCUAAGCUUGCCAUUCAACCCAGUUGGAAUUUAUAAUUGUUAAUAAAUUUUUUAUUAAAUUAAUUUAACAUGCUGGCAAGGUGGAUCUUGCUUCUCUUGGCCCUAAUGCCUGUGCUGGUAUUAACCAAGAAAUAUACCAAGGAUGAGGAUAAGCCGGAUUGGGCUAAAAAGGAUAUACGAGAUUACAGUGAAGCCGAUUUGGAACGUUUGCUUGAUCAAUGGGAAGAAGAUGAAGAACCAUUGGAGCCGGAUGAGCUGCCCGAGCAUCUGCGGCCGCAACCAAAGCUCGAUUUAUCCAAUUUGGACAGCAAGAAUCCUGAGGAAUUGCUCAAAGUUUCGAAGAAAGGUCGAACCCUUAUGACUUUUGUAUCGGUGUCAGGCAAUCCCACACGCGAGGAAGCCGAUGAAAUCACAAAACUAUGGCAAACAAGUCUCUGGAACAAUCAUAUACAGGCUGAGCGCUACAUGGUUGAUGACAAUCGUGCCAUAUUUCUCUUUAAAGACGGCGAGCAGGCGUGGGAGGCAAAGGAUUUCCUUGUAGAACAAGAACGCUGCAAAGGUGUUACCAUUGAGAAUAAGGAGUACCCAGGAGUGCACACCAGAGACGAGCUGUAGACGUAAAUGAAAACCCAUCUAUCUCAUAUGUAAAGUAUUUUUAAGCGCUGAAAUGAACAAAUUGAAUUCUGAAUUAAAAUGAAAUGUAAGAUUUUUAGAUUUUUUCUAAA
This is a messenger RNA of Drosophila willistoni, 744 nucleotides long. RefSeq names its product LDLR chaperone boca (gene boca). The record is from RefSeq and is a predicted model, not a curated record. The coding region runs from base 89 to 634 and encodes 181 amino acids. Lineage: Eukaryota; Metazoa; Arthropoda; Insecta; Diptera; Drosophilidae. The transcript has a single exon. Gene Ontology annotation, biological process: protein folding.